AAGGGUAGGACCCUUGGCCGGAUUUUUCUCAGUGUGUGAAACUCAUUUCCGUAGUCCAGUAACGCACCACACAGACGCCAGAAUGCCUGCAGACUACAAUGGAACCUGGGAGAUGGUGAGCAAUGACAAAUUUGAAGACGUCAUGAAGGCAAUGGACAUCGACUUUGCCACCAGGAAGAUCGCUGCGCACCUGACGCAGACCAAGAUCAUUGUCCAGAAAGGAGACGUGUUUGAGACCAUGACCCAGAGCACCUUCAGGAACUACGAGGUGAACUUCACCGUGGGGGUGGAGUUUGACGAGUACACCAAGGGCCUGGAUAACCGCACAGUCAAGACGCUGGUGAGCUGGGAUGGAGACAAGCUGGUAUGUGUCCAGAAGGGAGAGAAGGAAAACCGUGGAUGGAAACACUGGAUCGAGGGCGAUAUGCUACACCUGGAAAUCCAUGUUGUGGAUAAAGUCUGCAAACAAGUGUUUAAGAAGAAACAUAUCACCUAAUAAAGCUGGGCGGCCUCCGAAGGUUCCACUGAGAGCUGCGUAGACCAGAUUGAUCAAUUACAACCCUAUUGUGGAUGUGAGCCUUUGGGUUGAAUGCUCACAAAGGGAUGAAGAAACAAAUCAUUCAUUGUGUAUUUAUAUCUAUUCAUUUGGAGAUAUCAUAUGCAUGAGCUUUUUCAGCUGCUAAAUCAUACUUGUAAAGUGGUUCUACAACAAUUACAUCAACUAAACAUUAGUGCUCGAAUGUUGUGGUUAAAGUAAAGAGCACUCUAAAUUGUAUUGUUAUUUUUGUUGUUAUAAUAAAGAAUUGUCCUUCUUAUAUCUAAGGCAAAGGAGAACGUACCAGCCAUUUCCUUCCGGUAUCCAUUUCUGUUAAAUCUCAUUUGCAAGUUGGCAUCAUUUAACAUUCACGCAGUCUCAAAGUAUAACUGUCAGAGGAAAUAGCUCACCUUUUUUUUGGUCACUCAGUACAUUUACAUGCAAAACUUAUCAGAUUAAAGCCAAAGUUCGACCAUGCUCCUCUAUCGGACAACUGCAAUUGGCCGAGUAUACAUGAUGGUGAGAAAAUCGAUUCAUUGGCCGAAGCAUGUCAUACCCUGGUAGGAUAAGUGGGGCUACAUUUCAACUAGAUGUAAUAGAGCCACAGCUGACCUCUUUACGUCACCUGUAACAACAAACUCAGGGACAAUUGAGAAAGAUGUUUUCGGUAGACAGCUGUCAGUUUCGGGAAAAGGUUGUUCGAAUUAAAAAAAUGUUCAGGAAAGGUGCCUCGAUGCAACCUUUAACCCACCUUUAGCAUAGGAUACUCCUGACCAACCUUUACAAAAGGAAAGGUUGGUCAGAAUUUGGAGGCCAAAUUUGAAGCAACAGGCCACAGAUGAAGUUUACAGACUCUACACGAAGAAGCAUGAAAGACGCAGUAAAGCAGAAGAAAAGAAGAGAAGAAAAUAACAUUUAUAAUAAUGGAUACCAAUUCCAGAAACAUUAAAAUAAAAAACAUUUAUUUUGACCAAUUUUGACAGAUUCAGCCCGAAGUUACUACUUUACAACCUUGUACAACCAUGUACUUUCAAUUCCGCCUUAGGUGACCGGGGGAAAUCAAAGCGUAGUGUGUACCUCCACCUGCACCGAAUACAUUGGGGGGGCGGGGUAUAUACAUUUGCCACAACCCCGGCUUCCUCCAUUUUCUUCGCACCUUUUUAAAUAAAUCGGCAUUUACAACGGCGUCAACAACAAGACUAUCGUCUCCUACUUUCAGCUCACGCCCCCUGAAAAAAUCACAAGAAUGCGCAGAACGCAAAAUCCUAUUACAAUCCGAUUGAGCAUAUGCACUGAGUGAGAUGACAGCAGAUCCAGCUUGAUGACCUUGCUAAAUGUUGCAACCUUUAUUUAAAUAGCUGUAAUAAAUGUUUUGACACACUGAUGUUGACUCUGAUUCAACAACAAACUGUAGAUUUGUGUAAAGAAACAAUUUGUGCUCAUAAUACUGAACUCCAAAAUAUUAAUGACUUAUGCUUGGGCCCGGAAAAAAAAAAAUCCAAGUAUUGUGGGAAAAUGUAACUAUACCCUUAGAAGGAUUAUAAUCAACGUCUUGCCUUAUAUGCCAUAUGAAUGUGAUAAGUGUUGAAAAAUACGACUCUUCUUCUGACGUGACUCUUCAUCCGGUUCUGUGCAAACAGUAUGUACUCAGGCCUGGGAACCAAGGUUACACAAAGGCAGUAUCACUGGGAGAGAUUCCAGCUUGGUUCAGAUAGACAAAGCAUCGAUUUGGUUUGUUCAGGGACAGAUUACCCCCAUGGCAUGAAGGGUCCAUAAUGUUAUCUUCUUUUAAUAAAAAUAUAUGUGGAUGACACAUGGAUGACAGUGUCUGACAAAAGGUUAGAGAAUGUUCAAAGAAAGGACAUUGAUAAGCAAGGUACGAUGAUGUAUGGCCAAAUGUCCCAGAUUAACGAAUUAGGGAAUUCUGUUGGUGCUGAAGCCAUGGUCAUUGUUUGAUAACAACCCUUUUGAUUAAAUUGUAAUAAAAGUACUAAAUAAAAGUAUUAA
This is a messenger RNA of Gadus chalcogrammus (walleye pollock), 2542 nucleotides long. RefSeq names its product retinol-binding protein 2-like. NCBI's taxonomy places the organism in Eukaryota, Metazoa, Chordata, Actinopteri, Gadiformes, Gadidae. The record is from RefSeq and is a predicted model, not a curated record. Gene Ontology annotation, molecular function: fatty acid binding. Gene Ontology annotation, biological process: fatty acid transport. The coding region runs from base 83 to 496 and encodes 137 amino acids. Gene Ontology annotation, cellular component: nucleus; cytosol. The transcript is spliced from 5 exons.